UCAUCUAUAUAUUAUUUAUAGUAUAUUAUAGUUUUGUACAUAAUUACAUUGGUGGCAACGAUGCUAUCUUACUUCCUUUUCUUUAUAAUGAUACCAACAUCUCUCCAUGCCUUGCAAAUUCCAACGGAUAAAAACAGAAUCUUGCUCCAAAACUCUGAGAAUGGCCGGAUUAUUCCUCUUGAACGAAGACGUGGUGGUCGUAAUUCUUCUUCAUCUGCCUGCGAAAUCUCUAAUCCGAUUCAAAUUAGUAUGCAAGCAUUGGCUCUCGAUCAUCUCUGCGCAGCAGUUCUGCCAUCUCUACUCUCUCCGCCACCCGAAACCACUGCCCUCUCUCAUCCUUCGAACUCAUACCUCACACUGCUUUUACUUCAAUCCAGUUUCAAGUAGCCAUAAGCUCGUACCUUACACUGUCACCGUUCCAAAUUCGAGAAUCUUGAAUUCAUGCAACGGGCUGAUGCUGCUGCAGUCUGUCCAUCCAGACCCAGUGGAGUAUCAUGUUUAUAAUUCAACCACAAAACAAUCAAGAACUAUCAGCCUUACUGAUAGCGAGGAUUUCCCGAAGAUUAUGGGGCUAACCUUAGCAUUUGAUCCUUCAAAAUCGCCUCAUUACAAGAUCGUGUGUGUCAGGGCUAAAAUGAAGGCCCCUUCUGCUCGUGAGAGACAUUGUCGGAUUGAGGUUUUCAACUCUCAGAGCCUCACUUGGAGGGUGUGCUUGGAGCAGCUUACAGCUCCUACAGGAGCAAACUUCUCUACUGGAGUACACUGCAACAACGUGAUUCACUGGGAUAACUAUCCUCGCGCUCAUUUAUACUAUAAUAUAAACAAAAAUGUCGUUGGAAAUUUACCUCAUGCUCAAGUUCCAUGGCAUGGAGGUGGAGGAGGGGCGGCUUCUCACUGCCAACUCCAAGAAUCAAACGGUCUUCUCUAUCAUUUCAUCAUAGUGUCGCACCUUGGCGACACAUCAAUAGCAGUUUAUGAACUGCAGGAAGAUUAUUCUCAGUGGCUACUGAAGUAUCAUGAUGAAGUUGGGCAGCUUCCGGGAAAGUCUCGCAUAUUAAGCUACAUAAAGGGAGAGGAAGGGCAGAGUUGCACUAUGCUCACUCAUGUCCCUGGAAAGAUUACCUUGUACAGUUUUCUCGACAAGAGAUCCAAGGAGAUCGUUGAUUUGACAAACCAGCCAUUCUAUCAGGAAGAUUCUGUUCAGUUCGAUUCCACAGAUGUUUUCCACUUUGGUGAAACUCUAGCUCCUGUCUAG
Molecule: messenger RNA, 1255 nt
Organism: Salvia splendens (bonfire salvia)
Lineage: Eukaryota; Viridiplantae; Streptophyta; Magnoliopsida; Lamiales; Lamiaceae
Product: F-box protein At5g07610-like
Exons: 1
Coding region: 107-1255 (382 amino acids)
Molecular function (GO): protein binding
Source: RefSeq, a predicted model, not a curated record